Fusarium redolens is the source of this 1499-nucleotide messenger RNA. RefSeq lists its product as uncharacterized. The record is from RefSeq and is a predicted model, not a curated record. Bases 153 to 1499 code for a protein of 448 amino acids. Gene Ontology annotation, molecular function: oxidoreductase activity; FMN binding. NCBI's taxonomy places the organism in Eukaryota, Fungi, Ascomycota, Sordariomycetes, Hypocreales, Nectriaceae. The transcript has a single exon.
CGAUCUUGUGGAGUGGUCUGUUCUUUUUGUUAUGGCGCGAGAUUUGCAUAGAAUUUUAAAGAGAGUUUAUAUAAAGAGUUGUCGCGCCAUGUCUAGCUAUUGAUGUGACCCUGCAUACCAAUUGUUAUCAUCACCAUAAUCAAUAUUUCAAAAUGGCACCUUCAAGAUACGGAAACGAGGUCGUUGACCCUGCGCCUUUGCUACAACCUCUCGACUAUGUUUUCGCUAAACGACAAGCGCCAAAUCGCUUCCUCAAGGCAGCCAUGUCUGAGAAGCUCGCUACAUGGGACGCCAACGACGUCUCUGCUCGAGGAUAUCCUACACCAGAACUCAUCACCCUUUACAGAAACUGGGGUGCUGGAGGCUGGGGAACCAUCCUAACCAGCAACGUUAUCAUCGACGGCAUCAAUCUCGAAGCCCCUGGCAACCUUGUCAUUCCCGCCGAUGAGCCCUUCGAGGGUCGUCGCUUUGACGGCUUCAAGGAGAUGGCUACUGAAGCCAAGAAGAACGGCAGUCUUUUGAUUGCUCAGGUUUCUCAUGCUGGCCGUCAGGUCGAGGAGUGGAUUAACCCCAACCCCAUUAGUGCAUCAGAUGUUCAGCUCGUCAACUCUGGCAUGACUGGAAGGACUUUCGGUGCUCCUCGACCUGCUACAAAGGCGGAUAUCGCCAACGUCAUCAACGGUUUCGCUCAUGCCGCUGAGUUCCUUGACAAGGCUGGCUUCGACGGUAUUGAGCUUCACGGCGCUCACGGUUACCUAUUGGCUCAAUUCCUUUCUCCUCGCACCAACAAGCGAACCGAUGAGUACGGCGGUAGCCGUGAGAACCGAAUGCGCAUUGUUCUUGAGGUCUUCGCCGAGAUCAAGCGUCGCGUGAGCCCUAACUUCAUCGUUGGUAUCAAGGCCAACUCUGUCGAGUACACCCCUGGCGGUAUUGAUAUCGAGGAUGUCAAGGCCUUUGCCGUCGCUCUCGAGAAUGCCAAGGUCGACUUCAUGGAGCUUUCUGGAGGAAACUAUGAGAAGUUUGCCUUCGCUCAUGAGAGGGAAGAAAACCGAAAGCGAGAGAACUACUUCCUUGUCCAGGCUGAGGAGAUCGUCAAGGUUCUGAAGCGUGAUCUGAAGAUCUUCUCCACAGGAGGUUUCAAGACCAUUAAGGCGAUGGUCGACUCUCUCGAUGUCAUCGAUGGUGUUGGUAUCGGCCGCGCAAGUGCUCAAGAACCCAGACUCGUCGAGACCCUGAAGAAGGUCUCCAUUCCAGGAACUAUUGAGCAAAGAUUCGACCAUGACGACGUCCUCAAGAGGCUUGCUGCAGCUGGAAUUCAAAUCUCACAGAUUGCGAAUAACUUGGAGCCUGUUGAUUUGAGCAAGCAGGAGAAUGCAGAUAGUUUGUGGAAUGAUGUCAUGCAGUACUUCCAGCAGGCUGCUCAAGAUACGGAGCAUAAGCUGUACAAGUGGCCUGCUCUGUCGCAGGUGGCUCAUCCUUAUGGAGAGUUGGAGUUGUAA